Molecule: messenger RNA, 483 nt
Organism: Tetrahymena thermophila SB210
Lineage: Eukaryota; Ciliophora; Oligohymenophorea; Hymenostomatida; Tetrahymenidae
Product: transmembrane protein, putative
Exons: 1
Source: RefSeq, a predicted model, not a curated record
AUGAUUGAAAUAGAAGCCAAAACUAAGCUAAAGUCUUCAGAAGGAGCCCAUUUCUUCUUUACUUUGAUUUUCUUGACUGCAAGCGGACUCAUUGAAAGAUAAUAUUCAGAAGAAACAUGCGGAUACUAAUACUCUUUACUCGUUGAUCUAGUAUUCUACAGUUAGAUCAUUAAGGGAACAUAUCAAUUAAUAACAAUGGUCCCAAAAUAUAAAAAUCACGAUAUUAUUUUGUUCUUUGAAUUCCUUGACAUAGCUUACUACCUUUUCCUUUUUGGAUUAUUUGUUUAUGCUAACGUUCUCUAUUUUUAAGCUGGUUUUGAAACUUGUUUAACUGAUGCUCCUAUUAUUGCAUACUUCAUUCAACUAUUCUUGGUUGUUACUUAUUUCAUAUUCAUAGUCUUAGUUCUUUCAAUGAUCACUUAUCUCUUCAGAUUAGCUUCUAAAUCUAACGUCAGCGAGCACGACCAAUUAGAAGACAAUUGA